GAUUUAAUUCAUGUUACUCACUACUCUAUUGGCGUUGUCGCUCCAGUCACGACUCUCGCUUCGUCCUGUCACAAGUGUAGUUCUUUCAGGCUUACAUCAACUCUAAUCACUGAAAUUCUUGGAGAUAAUAAUCUCUUCUUUUUCAACUACAUUAAGAUAAAAUAAUAAUAAACGAAAAUGUGUGACGAAGAAGUUGCUGCAUUGGUUGUUGACAAUGGAUCUGGUAUGUGCAAAGCCGGAUUCGCCGGUGAUGACGCACCGCGUGCUGUAUUCCCCUCAAUUGUGGGAAGACCCCGACAUCAGGGUGUGAUGGUUGGUAUGGGACAGAAAGACUCAUACGUUGGGGAUGAAGCACAAUCAAAGAGAGGUAUUCUUACUCUCAAAUACCCCAUUGAGCACGGAAUCGUCACCAACUGGGAUGAUAUGGAAAAGAUUUGGCAUCACACUUUCUACAAUGAACUUCGAGUUGCACCCGAAGAACAUCCUGUGCUACUUACUGAGGCUCCCCUCAAUCCCAAGGCUAACCGUGAGAAGAUGACGCAGAUAAUGUUCGAGACUUUCAACACGCCUGCCAUGUACGUAGCCAUCCAAGCCGUGCUUUCUCUGUACGCUUCUGGUCGUACUACCGGUAUCGUGCUCGAUUCCGGAGAUGGUGUUUCUCACACUGUUCCAAUCUACGAAGGAUAUGCUUUGCCUCAUGCUAUUCUUCGUCUUGACUUGGCUGGUCGUGAUCUCACAGAUUAUCUUAUGAAAAUCCUUACUGAAAGAGGAUACUCAUUCACCACCACUGCUGAGCGUGAAAUCGUUCGUGAUAUUAAGGAAAAACUUUGCUAUGUUGCUCUUGACUUUGAACAGGAAAUGGCUACAGCAGCUUCUUCAUCUAGCUUGGAAAAGAGCUACGAACUUCCUGAUGGACAGGUAAUCACCAUUGGUAAUGAACGAUUCCGUUGCCCUGAGGCUCUCUUCCAACCAAGCUUCUUGGGUAUGGAAGCCUGUGGUAUCCAUGAGACUACAUACAACUCAAUCAUGAAGUGUGACGUCGAUAUUCGUAAAGAUCUCUACGCCAACACCGUUCUUUCUGGAGGUACCACCAUGUAUCCUGGUAUUGCUGACAGAAUGCAAAAGGAAAUUACUGCUCUUGCUCCAUCAACCAUGAAAAUUAAGAUCAUUGCUCCACCUGAGAGAAAAUACUCCGUAUGGAUUGGAGGUUCUAUUCUUGCUUCAUUGUCUACCUUCCAACAGAUGUGGAUCUCCAAACAAGAAUACGACGAAUCAGGUCCAUCAAUUGUCCACAGGAAGUGCUUCUAAGCGUAUUAAUUUGCAAUGCACUUUUGCAUUUCCUUUUAACAUCAACUUAUUACAUAUUGUCAUCAGUUAUCAUUUUUUUGAUUCCCUGAUCAACAUUGUUGGUCAAGUUCCGGAGGAGAGAGAGAGUGAGAAAGCGAGAGAAAGAGUUUUCAUUUAUUCUCUUUUUUAUUAUUUUCCUCUUUAUCACCUCGUUGCAUUAUUUUUAUUAUUUUUCUUAAGAUUUAUUUAUGUAAAGCUUUCAUCUAUUCCUACUACCUCCUGCCCUUGACUACGCAAUUUUUUUUUAGUGCUGUCGAGUUUGAAUAUGAGGUGAAGAUCCUUGACUUUUAUAAAACAUUGUAUUUCAUUCCAUAAGACUUACCUCGGAUUCGAGAGUACUUCAUUCCUAGCGAUCACAGGGCCUGAAGUUACGAUAUUCUAAUUAUUGUUAAUCCCUUUUUAAUAAUGCGUGUAAUUAAUAUAAAUUAGUAUUAUUAAAUAAUUAAAGCACUGAUACAAAAAAAAAAUACCAACAAGUAGAUUUUUUAUCCAGUGCAAACAUUCCAAAAAAAAUCUUAUUUAGUCGCUCAAAUUAAUAAUAAAUUGAGGUGAAAGAGGAAGUAAUUUGAAGAUGGUAAAAUAAAAGCUCUUCGGAUAAAUAAGUAAACAAUAAUCGACUCGAAUGUUUUGUCGUGAUUGAUAAAAAUUUUUUGACAUUUUAGCCAUUUCUCUAGCAUUUGAUCCUCUCGUUAAAUUUUUCAUUUUGCUAAUGGAAAGUUUUUCAUUAUGCUAAUGAAAAAUUGUUCUCCCCACCUCCCCCUCGAAAACAAAAAUUGUACUGAACAUAAACCAUUGAUAUAGUCAUUAAUUAAAAAUGUAAUACAACUUUUCGCAUUUUUCCGGAGUUACAAUGUAGAUUUUUUACCGUUCAAUGUCAAUGAAUAUCGUAUCCUAAGAGUUGUCUCGUGAACCUAUAAUAAUUAUUAUAAGGAUUAGGUUUAUAUUUUCAAUUCAAUAAAAUUAUUUUCAACGAA
Chelonus insularis is the source of this 2321-nucleotide messenger RNA. RefSeq names its product actin-5C (gene Arp1). The record is from RefSeq and is a predicted model, not a curated record. The transcript is spliced from 3 exons. Lineage: Eukaryota; Metazoa; Arthropoda; Insecta; Hymenoptera; Braconidae. The coding region runs from base 178 to 1308 and encodes 376 amino acids.